Messenger RNA from Nothobranchius furzeri (turquoise killifish), 1375 nucleotides. The record is from RefSeq and is a predicted model, not a curated record. NCBI's taxonomy places the organism in Eukaryota, Metazoa, Chordata, Actinopteri, Cyprinodontiformes, Nothobranchiidae.
GAAACACUGGGAGCCAACCCAAACUCUGAGUUCAAGCUGUUUGAAUCUCAUCAGUACGGAGAAAGUGACCUUCUGUUUAAAGACGCAACAAGAUGAGACUACUGUGGCGGGUGGUUGCGCCUCACCCCUCUCCGUCCCCAGUGAGGACAGCCUCUUCGGUCCCUGCGGGUAAACCAAACUUCGUCCCCGCCUGCAGCACCACGGACGCCCACUCUCUUGAGUUGCUACGGGACUUCUUGACCCGAGCCCGCCGCCUGUUUGUCAUCACCGGAGCUGGUCUGUCCACCGAGUCGGGCAUUCCUGACUACCGCUCGCAGGGUGUCGGGCUGUACGCCCGCACCGAUAGGAGACCCAUGCAGCACGCAGAGUUCAUCCGCAGCGCGAAGUCCCGCCAGCGGUACUGGGCCAGGAACUUUGUCGGGUGGCCCCAGUUUUCUUCCCACCAGCCGAACUCGGCCCACUGGGCGCUGAGGCGCUGGGAGCAGCGAGGGGUCCUGCACUGGCUGGUGACGCAGAACGUGGACGCGCUUCACUCCAAGGCGGGACAAAAACGGCUCACAGAGCUCCACGGAUGCUCGCACAGGGUGGUGUGUUUGGGCUGUGGUGCCAUCACAGCUAGGGAGGAUCUCCAGAAGCGGUUUGUCUUGUUAAACCCGGAGUGGAGUGCCCAAGCAGGCGUUGUAGCUCCAGAUGGAGAUGUCUUCUUAGAGGAUGAGCAGGUUUUAAACUUCAGAGUCCCCUCCUGUGAGCAGUGUGGGGGGAUACUGAAGCCAGAAGUGACCUUUUUUGGAGAUACGGUAAACAGAGAGACUGUGCUGUUUGUGCACGACAGACUGGCAGAGUCAGACGCUUUGCUGGUUGUGGGAUCGUCAUUGCAGGUUUAUUCAGGGUACAGGUUUUUACUGGCAACGAGUGACAGAAAGAUGCCCAUCGCCAUCGUGAACAUCGGGCCUACCAGAGCAGAUCACCUGGCUGAUGUGAAAGUGAGCGGUCGUUGUGGUGAAGUGCUGUCAGCCAUUCACCCCUGCUGGUGUUGUGAACAGUGAUGGAUUCUCUAAGCUCUGCUGAUCUAAAAUACCUCAGGUUUAUCUGGGUGAGCAUCUUUAGGAUGAGGUGAUGCAAAAGCAAUCACCUGCAGACAAUCUGAAUUAUAACAGUUCCAGGAAAGAUCAUCUACAAAGAGAAACAAAUGAAAGACUCCAACUUUAAGUUUAAAAUUGGUCACUUUAAAGGGUUUCCUCUGGUUAAUGUUCAAUAUUCCUUCUCUGUUAACGAUUUCAUACAGGCGCUCUGAAAAUGUUCUUAAGUUAUAAUUCAUGGUUAACAUCAAACAUGUUCAUGAAGUUCUUUACAUAAAAUCUCUCACAUAAAGCGA